UACAUCCUAUUCCUAGUCCCGCGUCGCAAGCCUCCUUGUCCUUGGCUUGCUCUCGCCGUUGCCUCUGCUCAGGCUCAGCUCAGCUGGUCCCUUCCUUCCCCACCCAGCUCCUUUGCCCUCGGCGUGGCCUUUGCAUCGCUCAUCCUUGCCUUUCUUCCUCCAUCCGUGGAGAAAGCCAUCGAGAUCCUUGCGGCGGCCGGAGACAUACGUGAACGCGAGGCGUCCUAUAUCGCGCGCGUCUCAUGCCGUGAAUAAGCUCGCGCCUUUUUGUUGCCUCGGCUACCUCUGCACGGCCUCCCGGUUCCUCUGCCCAGUGUUCCAGCAAUCGCCGCAGCAUGUUGCCCGCAGCUCUGUGUUGAUUCGAUCUUCUUCCUCGUCUUUGGGAGCAGUUCAAGGAUGGCGGACCACUUCGCGCUGAUGACUGGCCGGCUGCUCACUGAAUCGACGCUCCUGUCCGCUAUCCAUGAUGACUUCGCCAUCCCUUCCACGAAGGCCAGUCAUGACCAGCCCGAUCCCUCCUCUGUUCCUGAAGAUGUUCAGCUGAGCAUGGGCAAGGCAAAGAGUGGUGUCAUGGUGGAGUGCAGAAUCUGCCAGGAGGAAGGAGACGAGGCCUACAUGGCCACCCCCUGCUCCUGCAAGGGCAGCUUGAAGUACGCUCACCACAUAUGCGUCCAGCGGUGGUGUAAUGAGAAAGGAGACACCAUAUGUGAGAUAUGCUUGCAGCAAUUCACACCAAACUACACUGCUCCUUCCAAGUUGUUUCGGCAUGGAAGGAACCCGAUUAGCUUCAGGGGAGCUGGAGAAAGACAAGAAAAUCGCAGUACUAAUUACGAUCACACCGCGGAUCAAGCUGAUGGUGCAUCAAGCUUUGACACCCAAAGUUCCAACCCGAAAGGCGUCAUAUACUGCCGUGUAGCUGCCAUAGCUUUGAUGGCUCUGUUGGUGCUCCGUGACGCAAUCUCGCUUAUCCUCGGCGGUACUGAAGUGUACUCGAUGGCGCUAAUCACUCUGCUGAUGUUCAGAACGGCUGAGAUUAUCAUACCAGUCUACAUCAUCUUGGUAACAGUUACCGUAUUGCUUCAUCGGUACAAUCAACAACAGAUUAUGCACGAGACACCAGUUUCAGAACCUGGGGGGGCAGGGGGCUUGCAGCCAAUGCCACCUCAACAGCAACAGCAUAUCAUCAACAUCCAGUAGGAAACUGCAGGGUGAUUCGUAGUCAGGGUGUAAAUAUCUGAGAAAUGUUCUAUGAGUCGAAUGAAGUUUGAGCUUCAAGGGAAGUCAAAUGAAGUUUGAGCUUCAGGCUUGUCAUGAUAAGAUAAGGAAGAUAAAACAUCACUGCGAUUGAAUGCACAGAGAUUUGCAGUAGUUUAUUUGUACAUAAGGAAUCCUACAACACAGCCACUCAACUUCGCAAGUCGUGAAGAUGAAGUUGGCUUGGUGCCUUUAAUGUGAAACAAUAUAGGCAAAUUGAGUAAAAUGUAAAGGUUAUGCAUUCAUGGCAACGAAAUAAAGUGUGCUCGUUUUCCAGA
This is a messenger RNA of Phragmites australis (common reed), 1532 nucleotides long. RefSeq lists its product as uncharacterized. The transcript is spliced from 8 exons. NCBI's taxonomy places the organism in Eukaryota, Viridiplantae, Streptophyta, Magnoliopsida, Poales, Poaceae. Gene Ontology annotation, molecular function: ubiquitin-protein transferase activity; zinc ion binding. Gene Ontology annotation, biological process: protein ubiquitination. The coding region runs from base 397 to 1197 and encodes 266 amino acids. The record is from RefSeq and is a predicted model, not a curated record. Gene Ontology annotation, cellular component: membrane.